AUGAAGUUGCAAGUUGUAGUAGUGGCAGGGCUUAUUAUUUUAUGUUUAAACUGUGAUUUCACUGCGUCCAGAGUGGUGGAUCGCAUAGACCGUUCGGAAAUUGGUCGUCCUUCCCAAAUAGCCAAGGAAGGCCGCCAAGCUUUUCCCGAUGAUGAUUAUUAUGAGGAAGAAGAAGAAGAAGAGGAGGAGGACGAGCUGCAAGAAGCGCUGAAUGCUGAUAAUGGCGCUGGGGGUUCAGCCGAUGAAGCUGGUUUAGAGGAAGAAGACGAAGGCGAUAAUGAGGAUGAGGAGGGUGACGAAGAGGAUGAACGGCGUUUUAUGGAAGAUAAACGUUAUUUAAGGGCAGUUUAUGCAAUUCUCUAG
This is a messenger RNA of Stomoxys calcitrans (stable fly), 363 nucleotides long. Its product is annotated as prothymosin alpha-like. Lineage: Eukaryota; Metazoa; Arthropoda; Insecta; Diptera; Muscidae. The transcript has 2 exons. The record is from RefSeq and is a predicted model, not a curated record. The coding region runs from base 1 to 363 and encodes 120 amino acids.